UUAAAACAUAUAGAACUAGCGAAAACGGAAAUCACGCCACGUUUUUGUAUUUGUACAUAUUGGAUUGUUUCUCAAUUCACUCACGUAAAAUUCUUUCAAUUUUUUCUUGAAUCAUGUUCUCGAUUUUACUAAAUUGCGCAAAAUUAUGGGCAGUGAAUUCCAUUUUUUAGAAGUCAAAUGAAAAAAUGAUUUUUGUAGAGAAGCGGUUGAACAGUGUUUGUCAAAAAUAAAUUGUUUCGUUCUUUUAUUGAGCCUAUAAUUGGCAGUCGGUAGUCUCAAUGUAUUUUGAAAAGCCUCCUUUUUGUUUGUAAGAUAUUAGUAUAAGUAUGUUAUACACUUUAACUCAAUUCUUUUCUCGAUUCCAAUGAACGAUUUGCUAAUGCGAAGAAGGGAAGAAGAUAUAAAUUUCGAUCUGAAAUAUGUUGUUUUUAACGCCCAGUUCAACUGUUUCUCCAGAGAUAGCAUCAAAGUAGCAUUAAUUUGUUGUAAAAAUAUUGCUGAAUAAUCUAAACGUGAUAAAACAAGACAAUGAAGCAAGGCAACUAAUGAUAAUGUCGGCAGUUGUUGUCCAAUUGUAUCUAUAGUUUUAAUUCCUUGUGCCAUUUUUUUUGGAGAAUUGUUUUGAUUUGAGCAUGAAAAGAUAAACUUGAAUCAAGAAUAAGGCCUAAAUAUUUGCAUUCUGAUUUUUUGGCUACAUAAUGCCCAUUAAUUACUAUUGUAUCAGUAUCUACAUUUUUGCUAUCAUUUUUUGACAAAAUGUUAUAAAUUCCGAUUUAGAUGCAUUCAGAUUCAAUUGGUUCUCUGCAAGAAAUUCCGUUAGAUUAUUGAGUGAUUUUUGCAAUCGAUUCAAAGCAUCCUCAGAAAUUAUAGAAGAGGAACCACAUGUAGGAUUUUAUGUGAAUGUUCAUCUUGGUUUUAUUGAGAAAUGGACUAUAGAAAAGAACACUCAAUUGGCAAGCGUCUCAGAGCUCGAAAAACGUUAUGGCCGUACACAUUUCCUCUUAGUCGAAAGAAAAAUUUUAAUGCAAUUGUUUCUAAAGAUUCUUCCAGCUCAGAGAGUAGCAGCAGCGUUGAAAGUAGUCCAAAGCAAGAAUGUCAGAAAAGCUUGACUGAAUACGUAUCGGAACAAUUGUUAGAUGAAAUUGAACAAAUGCAUAAGAGACCUCAGAUAAACGAACGAAAAGGAAAUCAAAGCGCUUUAGAAGAUUCAGUUGUGACUUUUAAAAGGCACUCAACGGAGGAUUUAGAAGUAACAUUUAAGAUGGAGCAUGAUCCCGUAUCAAGUGGAGAAAGCCAAAUUUCAACCAGACCAAACAGUGAAAAAUCUGUUGAGCUUAAUACACCCGAGGACUAUGUCGGAGACACAAAACUGCGGCGCAAGAUCAAAACAGAGCAUAUCGACGACGAAAUAUCAUUCACAGAAGUCAUCUCUGAAUCGUCAAUUGACGAACAUUCCACGCUGUCUUCGGUUUCAAUUGUCAGUGUUAAGAAAGAUCGAUCACGCGCCGCUAGCUUAGAUGCCAGAGUCAGAACAAUGUUGCUUCUUGAAAAGCAAAAACCGGUUCUUAGCAAUUUGAGAAAUCCACAAAAUGAUACGACAUGCUUAGAAGAAACAAGUAAAAGCAAGGAAAAGUUUGAAACUUUGAUCGAGGAACCUAUUUUUGUCAACGAAAGUGUAUCCGUUGCCUUGGAUAAUCCGAAAACAUUUCCGAAAACAGAGCAGUGGUACGACUCCUGUUUUGCAUCGAAUUCGAAAACGUUGAAAACUAUUCGAAAGUCAAAAGAGAAAAGCUUGAAAGACCUGCAAGAAAUAGAGCGGAGUAAAAUCAGGAAACGGAAGAAACAAUGUCAGGGCUGCAUGAAAAUGCUCAAGUAUCUGCUUGUAAAAACAAGUCAGGAACUUUUAGAACAAAUGGGCCAUUCAAAGAAAAAAAUAAAACAUAAACAGGCGAAGAGUGCUCGAAAUGCUAUCUGUGAAAAAUGUCAAUCUAACAAAGAGCCCAGUGAAAGUGAGGGCAUGGAAAAGGCCGUUAAAUGUCAAGUUAAACUUACCAAGUUAUCAAAUGAGGUUUUGGAACGCAGCUCAAAUGUUCAGACAGUACCAGAGAGCGGAAAAAUGAAACUGGUUUUGAAAAACUGUGAUACUCCAGGACUAUCAAGCCGUCCCAAAAUCAGUCCUGUCUCUUCAUUUUCCAGCUGGCAGUUUGAGGGCGAACCUUUCAACAAGCGAAUCUACUGCCGACACCCGGAUGGACUUUAUAAACUAGCUGUGCGCUCUUGUUACGAUCAAGUGACCAAUGAUGAUGUCACUCUCAGCAGAGGCGACUGUGUGCUGAUUGCGGCUCAAUCCAGAUCUCAGCCAUUCGUGGCUGCCAUUUCUGACCUAUACAUCUGUCCUAUAUCAGGCGGAAAAAUGGCUCAUAUUUACUGGUUCUAUGGAGAGGAAAUUCUGGCGUGCUCAAGAAAGCUACACGAGAGAGAGCUGAUGGCUUCGAAGCACGCUGAUGACAUCGACCUGAACUGCAUAGACGAUAAAUGCUUCGUGCUUACCAGACAUCAGUAUUCAAGAUAUGUGGCAGAUCAGCUCCUCAGAAAAGAUAUUCGAUGGCUGCGAAGAAUAACUCGGAGACCUUUAUCACUAAACAGAUUUGAUCCCCCUGUGAAGCCGAGUUCUUCAUAUUCAGUGCAAAAAAUACCAUCACUUGACAAGCUGAAUGAAGCAGAUCCUGAGCUUAUUUUCUGGUGCAAUAAGGUUUUCGAUUUACAAAGAAAACAAAUUCUUAAGAAUCCACAUUAGAUUUAUUACAAACAAACUAUUUCCAGAUGAUUUUAUCUUGUAAAUUAAUAUUUGAGCCGAUAUCAUCACUAAUUGAUGUGUUGAUACACGAAAUGGUUUAAUGUCUGAUUUUGAUCGCGUGAUGUUCUAGAGUUCUGUGUUAGAAAUUUUAGACUCGACUGAUUAUUCCCCACUUAGGUUAUCUGAUUUUCAAUAGGAAUCAACUGAAAAAUAUUGUUAGAUUUCCAUAUUCAAUGAUAACAAUGGUAUAAACCUAUUGUGCAAAAAAAUGAGGUAAUUUUAUCCGCUUUUCUUUGCUUGUUAAUGUUUCGAAAUUAAUUGUGUAUCAGAGGCCAUUUGGGCUAUGAUAGCUGGCAUCAAAGCCGUGAAUGCAGCAUAAUAAGAUGUUUUUUUUAAAUUGUAAGGUUGUUAUUCAAAGUUUUCAUCUUUUUUUUUGUAUUUAAUAAAGACCGUUGUUAUGCUUAGUCUAUCCAGAAUCAAGGCAGUGAAAAUGAAGAAAACACUGCCAUCUCUCCGCUCUCCGUUAAAAGCAAGGCAAACUCCAUUAUCGAACAGCAAAAGUGUAAAGGUCUCGAAAAAUUUGAUCGAUUUCUGAUUUCGAAAACGGAAUUUAUCUAUCAGAUUUUCCAGCGAAAUAAAACUGUGACUGAGUGAUUAAUUUUCUCAAAUUCGGUCAAUCAGAAAAGUGUCAAUCAUAAAUUGUUCUUGAAGUUCAGUGAACUUUAAAGGCUAUCUAUUUUUUUUCUUGAACCUGAUCCAUUUUCUCUUUUUCUGGAACUGCAAUGUAUUAUCUAUUUUUUUUUCUGGAACUUCGAAACCUGAUCCAUUUUCUCAAAUUGGGAAAUUUUUUAAUAAAUAUUGUCAAUAAUACAUUGUUCUAGCAGUUCAAAGAGCUGCAAGGGCAUCUAUUUUUUUCUUGAAAGUUCGAAAAUUUGAAGAAUUUUUUUUCAAAAAACAAGUCAAUAUUUUUUUUUCUGUAUACUUGCGGUCAUUGACUCUUUUCCAACCGUCUUUUCCGACCGUCUGUUGGCUAUGUUUUUUUAAGAGUCGAUGAACGUAGUGAAGGUUUUCAUAAAGGUCUUGAUAAUUUAUUUUCAAUCAAUUCAAUUCUUCGCGGUUUGACUUAUAGAUUUCUUUUAAGUCGCGAUGAUCUAAAAAGGAAGGCAAACUCCACCAUUGAACAGCGAAGUGUUCAAAGCGAAUAGAUCCUCAAUAAAUCUUUAUGAUCAAAGCAUGACUUUUUAAGAGUCUCUUAUAUAGGUUGCAAUAAUUGUUUUUCAGGAGAAGUUAUUGAAAUUUGUUCACGCUUUUUCGUGGUUUGACUCACGCUGUUUGACUUUUCGUGGAUUGACUUUUAUGUUAUUUUUAAGUUCAGUUCAUUUCCUUUGUUAAAGGGAAGGAAAACUCCACUACCGAACAGCGAAAGUGUUAAAGUCACGAAAAACGUGAUCAUUUUCUAGUUUCAAAAGUGGAAUUUAAUUAUCGAAUUUCCCAGCAAAGUCAAUUUUUUUUACCUAUUAAUCUAGUUUUCCCAAAUUGGGCUAAUUGUAUCAAAAAGCGUAAAUCUUUAAUGUCUCCAGAUAUUCAAAGAGCUUUAAGGCCGUCUAUUUUUUCCCGUGAAAUUCGAAACUUUUUUCGGCUUAUUAGUUUUCGGUUGAUAAAUUAAUGGCUUGGCGGCCUUUUUUAGUCGUUAUUUAAAUGUUUUGAGGAGCGACUGUACUGUCUUUAGUUUUUGAGGUCAAAAAUUUUCAAAUCGUCUGCUUCUUACUGUUUAGUAAACUUGGUUUAGAUGCCUAUGUAACAUUGAAUUGUCCUACUUCUUGGCAUGUUUUCUUGGCAGCAUUUUUUAUAGAAGGCAAAAGGCAUUUUGUUAUACAAGGCAAAAUCAAGACAACGGUAGGAAUUAUAUAGUCAUCUAGUUUUCUCAAUUUUUUCUCCAGUUUUCAUCUCGACUCUCUUUCGGUUAGUUUGUCAUUCUAUGUAUGUGUUGUAUCGCAAGUGGCGCAAAGCCUCGCUCCGUCUCUGUGUUCUUUUUUUUUAGCUAGUUUCAUUUUCUUCUGUUCGAUCCAGUUUUCCGCGGCUUUGAACUCAUGCUGUCUUAAAAAGUGAUAAAGAAAGCAGAUAAUUUCAAACAAUUUUCCAAAAGGAAUCGAUGGGUGCACCUUUAACGAAAACAUAAUUCCUUCCGAAAAAGUGCUUUUUCGGCGUCAAAGUAUCGAUUUUCGGCAUUUCGGCUGCUUCGAAAGUAGGUUUCCUACGUCUAAUAGUAUGAGUUUGAAUAUGGUGCUUUGAUUCAUUUUGAAGGGAUUGUUUUUGAUCUGAAUUCAUCGAUUUUUCCGCGUUACGGAAUUUCUAGGUUCUUUUUCAAUAUGAAAAAAAUUAAGCGUCUCUUGCCAAUUUCUUGAGCUUGAACAAAACAAAGUUCGCAUCAAAUAUACUCAUCUCUUCCAAAAUGUGAUUUCUUAUCAUCUCAGUCAGCACUCAACUUUUUAGUCUUGUCGUUUUAUUGGUGCUUUAUAGGUGUUACGAAAUGAGGACAAUGAUCUUUCAUGCUAUUUUUGGUGCUUUUAAGUACGUGUUUGUUGUUGUAUAGCGCUUACAUACUUUGUAAAACUGAAGACCCUUGUAAUCGAUUAAAAACAACAGUUUUCCGAUGUUUUUCAAUCGGCUUAACUUUUAAUUGGUUCCUUGUAUUAUAAUAUGUGUUUUCAUCUUUAAUGAAAGCUGCUGUGUAAUGUGCAUUUAUUGUAUUAGUAGAAAAGAUUAUAAUCAAAUUUAACGUUUUCCAACCUCU
Messenger RNA from Symsagittifera roscoffensis, 5591 nucleotides. RefSeq lists its product as uncharacterized. Gene Ontology annotation, biological process: negative regulation of DNA-templated transcription; heterochromatin formation. The record is from RefSeq and is a predicted model, not a curated record. Bases 926 to 2797 code for a protein of 623 amino acids. The transcript has 5 exons. Gene Ontology annotation, molecular function: chromatin binding; transcription cis-regulatory region binding. Lineage: Eukaryota; Metazoa; Xenacoelomorpha; Acoela; Convolutidae. Gene Ontology annotation, cellular component: chromatin silencing complex.